Molecule: messenger RNA, 9360 nt
Organism: Schistosoma haematobium
Lineage: Eukaryota; Metazoa; Platyhelminthes; Trematoda; Strigeidida; Schistosomatidae
Product: putative phospholipid-transporting ATPase VB
Exons: 25
Coding region: 326-5311 (1661 amino acids)
Biological process (GO): phospholipid translocation
Cellular component (GO): plasma membrane
Molecular function (GO): ATPase-coupled intramembrane lipid carrier activity; ATP binding; ATP hydrolysis activity
Source: RefSeq, a predicted model, not a curated record
GUUUAGCGCGCUUCUUGAACCUACUGGCACAGAUUGAUGCUAUUGGAUUUCGACUUCUCUACACACCAUCAGUUACAACCGUUCGAGGGGAUAUUUAAUAACUGAGUGAAGCGCGUUUUUAGUGGUUAUUCUAAGAGGAGCUUUCAAGUUCGUUCUACCUUCUAAUUAUACAUCUUACCUUCCAGUUUGAUGCAAGCGCGCUGAAAGACAAAAGUUAGAAUCUCACAAACUAUUAUUUUCAAUUGGAUGAAUAUUUGUAACCAAGGCAACUGUAAACACCACCACCACCAACUAUCCUACUCAAUUCAAUAUUUAUCUUUAUUAAAUGUAUCGUCGAUUAUUUAAAAGAAAACAUGAUCUAUCACCACGUAUAAUAUAUCCAAGUACAUUAAUGCAAUAUGAUAAACAUAAUACUACUACUAUACAUUAUAAAUCUGCAUUGAAUUAUAUUAAAACAACUAAAUAUACAUUAUUAACAUUUAUACCAUAUAAUUUAUGGGAACAAUUACAUCGUUUUGCUAAUAUUUAUUUUAUAUUUAUAUUAAUAUUAAAUUUUAUACCAGAAAUUGAUGCAUUCGCUAAAGAGAUAGCACCAAUCCCAGUAUUAAUUACAUUAAUUAUAGUUGCUAUUAAAGAUGCCUAUGAAGAUUUUAGAAGAUAUUUAUUAGAUCGUAAAGUCAAUAAAAAACCAUGUGAAGUUUAUUCAGUACAAGAAAAACAGUACAUCAUUGAUCAAUGGCAAUAUCUUCGUCCAGGAGAUUUUGUUCGUUUACAUACUAAUGAUAUAAUUCCAGCUGAUAUUUUAUUAUUAGCUACAUCAAAUAGUACCGGAAUUUGUCAUAUUGAAACAUCAAAUUUAGACGGUGAAUCUAAUUUAAAACAACGUGAAAUUAUUUCCAAUUUGUUGAAUAAAGAUGAAUUUUCACCAUUGACAUUCCUUUAUCCAAUUGAAGUAGAAGCUCCAAGUCCUGAAUUAUAUAAAUUCCAUGGGAAAAUUAUACUACCAGAAAUACGUAUUCCUAUUCACAAGAAUAAUAUGUUACUAAGAGGUUGUGUAUUACGUAAUACGGACUAUGUGAUAGGUAUUGUUAUCUAUGCAGGUUGUGAAACAAAGGCAGCUUUGAAUAAUUCUGGUGUUCGAUUCAAAAGAAGUAAACUGGAAAAACAAAUUAAUUUAGAUGUUAUAUGGUGUGUACUUAUUCUAGUUGUAGUCUGUGUCACUGGAGCUAUUGGUAGCGCUGUUUGGCAUCAGAAUUUACCAGGCGAUGAUGUAUUGUUCGUUGCACUUGACAGAAAUUCUUCAACUUCAACACCUGCUUAUCAAGGUUUUCUCAAUUUUUGGAGAUUUGUAAUCAUUUUUCAAACUAUUAUACCGUUACCAUUGUAUGUAACAAUUGAAUUUGUUAAAAUGCAUCAAGUAUGGCAUAUGAAUAAUGAUUUACAAUUAUAUGAUAGUAAUUUAGAUAGACGUAUUGAAAUACGUACAUUUAAUAUUCCUGAAGAUUUAGGUCAAAUUGAAUAUGUAUUCACUGAUAAAACAGGUACAUUAACAGAGAAUAAAAUGGAAUUUAAACGUGCUAGUAUUAAUGGAAAAGAUUAUCAUACAGAUGAUGGUGAUUAUCAUGAAAAUAACGAUCAAUUCAGUAAUCAUUCUUCACCAAAGCAUAUUGUAACAAAUUUAAAUACAUUACAGAGUAUAUUAGAGAAUAGAACAAUUUUUUCUUAUCAUCAAAAGACUAUCAAUAAUGAUAUGGAAUAUUCUGAUCAUAGUUCCAGGAAUUAUUAUUUCAAUACUGAUAAAGAAAUAAAUAAUAUUGAAUUUAUUACAAUACAACCAUCUAAUGAGAUACCAUCAACUAGUCAUAUUCAAAUGGAUGAUACUAAUACUCCAUCUUACUAUUUAUCUCAUUCUAUAUCAUCACCAUCAUCUCAACAAAACAAUUUAAAUAUUGAAAAACAAUCGAAAAUGAAUGAAAAAUCUGAUCAUUUAUUAAAUGAAAAAUGUAAUUCUAUAGAAAACAAAUCAAAACCAUUAGAUAAUCAAGUUUUGUUAAGUGAAGAAAUACGUAUUCAAGAUUUUUUCUUAGCUUUAGCUAUAUGUAAUACAACUGUAGUGUCUGUUACAAAGAAUACUCCAACAAUGUUUCAAGAACCACCUCCACGUCGUAAAGGAUUUCGUGAUUUCUUUCGUUCUGGUAAAUUCAAUUCAGUUACAUAUCUACAUCAGAAGUUACGCAAAACUAAACAGCAACAACAACAACAAAGUCAACCUAGUACAACACUAUUAGGUAAAUCUAACAUCAUAAUAAAAGAUAAAAUAGAUAAUAAUAAUGAUAAUCAUCAUUUAUCACGAGUUAAACAAACAAUUAACUUAUCUAAUCUAUUUUCAAAUAAAUUACGUUCAACUAAAAUUGAUAAAACAAAUACUCAAUCAGACAAAUUGAAUGAUCAUCAUCAUCAUCAUGAUCAUAAUAGUAACAUAUCUUCUAAUCUCUUAGUUACUAACAAUAUAAAUCAUAACACCAUAAUUAAUCAUACUAAUCUUAUUAAUCAUGAAGAAACUAGUCAAGAAACAUUUAUCAUGGAUGAUUCUAUUUCUACUAAAUUAGAUGAUAUAGAAAUACAAUCAAUAAAGACUAAUGAAAAUUAUCAUAGAAAUGAAAUCAAUCAAAUCGAUAAUAAUAAUAAUAAUAAUAAUAAUAAUAAUCAAUUAUUAAAAAUCAAUAAUAUCAAUAUUAAUUCAGCUAGAUUAUUUAAUGAAUUCACGAAAGAUAAUUAUUAUAAAGAAUCUAUCUUGUAUUAUUAUUCAAGUCGUUGUUUACCACCAGUUAUUGAAGCAUUAAAUUUAGAUAUAAUAUUCAAAAAUUCUAAUCAUAUAUUAAAUAAUAAUAAUAUACAAAUGAAUAUAGAAAAUAAAAAAUUUAUUGGACAUUGUAUAUUACCACAAUAUGAAAAUAAUCAUUUAAGUUCAUAUAAUAGUAGUAGUAUAUCCAUGGAUGAAUUAAAUUUACAUCAUUCUUCAAUUUAUAUACAACAAUCAGAUUUUGAAUCAUUAGAAUCAGCUAAUCAUCGUUUCGAUCUGAAUAAAGAUAUUAAAUUAGAUAACCAACAUGAUAAUGAUGAAAAUCUCACUAUGCUCAAGGAUUUAAAACUCAAUCUUGUCAAGGAGAAAAGUGUUCAAAAUGAUAAAAAUCAAUUGGAAGAAGAAUUAGAAAUAAAUACAGCUAGAACUCUUACAGUACGUAUACACAAUGGUAGUUCAUUUGAGUUACCUAUUGAAUCUGAUAUUUAUGCACAAACUCCAUCUGAAUUAAAACAAUGUCCAUUAUCAGAUAAUACUUUAUUUAAUUCUUAUGAAUCUGAAAGUCCUGAUGAAAUAUGUUUAGUAAAAGAGGCAUGUAAACGAAAUUACAAAUUAUUACAACGUGGUGUUGACUUCAUAUUAUUAUGGUUACCAAAAGAUGGACUUGUUUGUAUACAUGUACUACGUAUUCUACCAUUUGAUUCAAAAAGAAAACGUAUGUCUAUUAUAUUUCGUCAUCCAUAUACAAAUGAACCAAUUUUAUUUACAAAAGGUGCAGAUUCAUCAAUUAUGAAUCGUUUAGAUAAUACAGGAUUGAAUUCACGUGAAUUAAUAACUGCUACACAGGAACAAAUCGAUCAUUAUUCACGUUUGGGUUUAAGAACAUUAGUUAUAGCUGAACGAUUAUUGACAGAAGAUGAACUUCAUGAAUGGUUAAAAGAAGUCUAUGAAAUAGAAACUGGAGAUGAAAAUUCAACAGAAGCCAUGAUGAUAAUGAUGGACAAAUUAGAGCGUAAUUUUAUUCUUUUAGGUGCUACAGGUAUAGAAGAUCGUUUACAAAAUGGUGUACCAGAAACUAUUGACGCGUUACGUGAAGCUGGUAUGCAUGUAUGGAUGUUAACAGGUGAUAAACAAGAGACUGCAGUGAAUAUUGCUCGUUCGGCUAAUCUGAUUACACCACAACAUAGAGUAAUGUAUAUUAAUUCACGUUCAGAGGCUCGUAUAGAAUAUCUUUUAAAUUCAUAUUUAUACAAUAUUAUUAGUGGACAAUUAUGGGAUUGUUCUAAUGAAUUAGAUGAUAAACUUGAAAAAUUUACUAAUCCACGUUAUUCUAAUUCUCAACAACAACAACAACAACAACAACAACAACACAAUAACAAAAAUCAUCAAACUAAUCAUAAAUCUAAAAGAAAAUCUAAUCUACAUCGAUCAUUUUCACAUUCACCACAUCGUAGUCGUACUAUACAUCGUGUACGUAUUAUACCUACACAAAAACCAUCUUCAUUACCACGUGAUAUUACUUAUUUUCAUGAAUAUAAUAAUACUACUAAUAAUAAUAAUAAAAAAACAAAACAAAAAAAUUUUUUUAAUUUUUCAAAAUUUCUUAAAUAUUAUCGUUUGUUGACAAGACAACAACAUCAUCCUAAACGUAAAGUAACUAAUUAUAAAAGGCAUAGCAACAAUAAUCAUAAUAUGGAUAAUUAUAUUCCAUUAGCUUUAGUUAUUGAUGGUGAAAGUUUAAAUUAUGUAUUAAAUAAUGAAAGAAAUAAAUCACAAUUUAUUAAAUUAUGUGAUAUGUGUACAAAUAUUAUAUGUUGUCGAUCAACUCCUGGACAAAAAGCCGCUGUAGUUAGUUUAGUUAAAGAUCAAUUAAAUGCUCAAACAUUAGCUAUUGGUGAUGGUGCAAAUGAUGUAAAUAUGAUACAAGUAGCUAAUGUUGGAAUUGGUAUUAAUAGUGGUGAAGAAGGUAUGCAAGCUGUUAUGGCAUCGGAUUUUGCUAUUAGUCGAUUUUAUUUACUUAAACAAUUAUUACUUGUACAUGGACAUUGGUGUUAUGAUAAACUUGCACAUGCUUCUUUGUAUUUAUUUUAUAAAGAUGCAAUUUAUAUAUUUCUAUUAUUCUGGUUUCAAAUGUUCAAUGGUUUUUCCGGUAGUAAUGCAAUUGAUCAAUUAUCACAAAUAUUAUUUAGUGUUACAAUGACUAGUUUACCACCAUUUAUUAUGGGUAUUUGGGAUAAUCCAUUAGAUGAUAAAACUUUAUUAGCUAAUCCUAUAUUAUAUAGAUCUGGAAUAAAUGGUAAUGCCUAUCGUCCAUGGUUAUUUUGGAUGAAUAUUUUCGAUGCAUUAUGGCAAAGUUUAAUUAUAUUUUUUCUAUCAUAUUUUACUUAUUCGGACGAUAAUAUUGGUUUAUGGGAAUUUGGAUUAUUUCAAACAAAUGCAACAAUUCUAUGUACAUUAUUUCAUUCAUUAAUAAUCACUAGGACAUUGGUAUGUCCUGUGGCUAUGUAAACUUGCAUGAAACUUUCACCCACGGUUGCAUAUUAACUGAUAUUGGCAAUCUGAUAUUGAACGAAUUACACUAUGCUGACGUAAUAUCACGUAAUUGUUGAGCGUACUGUCCUUUGUAAGAAUCCUGAUCUUUUUCAGCAUUCCUACGCUUCUGGCUAGUUCAUUAUUCACUGAAUCAUUAACAAAGUUAUAUUACAUGCAGUUAGCUUUUUUGUUAGUUAUAUUCUAUCAUAUUUAAUAUUUACAAUGAUCUAUCAUACAUUUGCUGUUACUGUUGUUCCACCUGAAUGUCCUUAUCGAAUUAUUUUCCGAGUAAUGAAUGAUAUCAAGUUUUGGUUAUUAACAUUGGUUACUAUUAUUUUGGCAUUACUACCCAGAUUACUUAUAAUUAUCAUUAAAAAUACUUUCUAUCCAAAUAUGGAUACUAUUGGUAAUUUACUUGCAAAAUAUUUAGGUCGUGGUAAACAUUUACCAUUAGAACCAUAUUUAUUACAUAUACCAUAUUCAUUAAUGAUGAGAAAUCGAUUUUCUAUACAAUCAACAAUCAAUCAUUUAUCAUCUUGUAUAUCUGAAAUCAAUUUAAAUAAUCAAUUAAUCAAUAAAUCUUAUAAAAAUAAUAAUUUAAUAGAAUAUAAUUCAUCAUUAACUCCUAUAUCAUUAUCAUCAUCAUCAUCAUCAUCAUCAGAUAUUCAAUCAAAUUUAAUUAAAUUAAAUGAAACACCAAUACAUUUAAUAAAACAUUUACAUCAAUUACUGAAUGUGAGUAGUCAAUUAAUGAGAGGUGUACAACCUAUUCAUCAUUUAUAUGUUGAAGACAUUUCAAGGAAUUCAAUAGGAAUAGAUAAUCCUCAUCAGCAACAGCAUCAUCAUCAACAUCAACGAUCUAGUACUAUACCUAGAAUUAUAACAGAUUAUAAUAAUUGUCAAUAUGAUCAAAAUGAUAUACAUAAACGUCAUCAUCAUCGACAUUAUCAUACAUUUAAUGGUAGAUUAUUAAUAAAACAACAAAAUAAAACUGAUUUUGAUGAUGAAACUAAUGAUAAAGAUUUUGAUAAAUCAAAAAUAUCUUCUAUUUGGCCAGCAAUCAAUCCUAAUAAUAGAAUAAGAAAUAGUAUUCAAGCUUCAAAUAGUUCAAUGAAUAUUGAUCUUUCAACUAUUGGUCAUAGGAGUAGAGGAUCAAAAUGUCAAAAACAAACACAACAACAACAAUACUUCACAUAUCCUUCAGCUCGAUAUUCAUCUGGACAUAGACCGCCUUUAUGUCAAAACGGACAUUUUCCUUUCGAAUUAGAUCCAAGAGAAUAUUCGUCCACUAAUCAAUCUCAGGAAGAAAUUAACGAAUCUUAAGAAUUAUUCACUCAAUAGACAAUAUUUUACAAAAACCUUUGUGCCUCUUUGUUUUUUUUAGAACUAAACGAUUUUAAUUAGAUUCAGUUUCUUAAUUUUUAACACUUUUAAUCUGUAUGAAAUGUUCACUUCUUGUAAAUAAAUUCCUUCUCGUUUUCUAAAUGGUUAAUUCUACUCAUUUGCAACUAUAUAUUCGCUAACUUCUUGUCUAUUCCUUACACGCAACAUUGUACAGAUUAAUAUUAUUAUAGUGUGUAUAGCAAUACUAUUCAUACUGCUUUAGAUAAUAUUCUGAGGAUGAUAUAUGCUAACUAACUAAACUAACAAACAUUUGUGUUUGUAUCAUUGUGUAGUAGGUAUACUCAGUCCUAAAUCUCUCACCUUUUAUUCCAAAAAGGAAAAUAAUAAUAAUGCCAAUCCACUUGUUCGUUUAUUUAUUGUCAGUUCUUCUAAACGAAUCCACAUUCAAACUGGGAAGUUGUCGUGAUUAGGAAAAUUAUGACAAAUAGCCCUGAUUCUAUUUUCUUGUAUAGGUAUCAUUGAGUGAUAUUAGUGUGGACAGAAUUAGCUUUCUAGUGUUUCUUGAUCAGAACUUGUUGUUAUUACUGUCUUUACACUGAAUAUCAGGAGUUUGUGUAUCAGUCAAUGUCAGACUAAUUUGUUUUCUGUUUAUGUAAGGAGUUAGAUAUUUUAAAGUCUCUUAUGCCAAAAAUCAUAAGGUGCCUAGGAAGCAUCUGUAUUCAAUGAUACAUACAAAUCGGUAAACCUGAGAGCGUCAUCUUUACAGCCUUCGAGAUGAACUAAAGGAUAAGUUUUAAAGAAAGCUUUCUCUUCUACCACAGAACGUUAAGCCCCCUCAAGUCUUUAUUGUAGCAGGAGAUUUUAGUACUUAAAUAGAUAGCUUAAAUCAGGGUAAAAGAUGCCCAGGUGGCUCUUACAGUGACCUAGCUCAAAGAACAGAAAACGGCAACCUUAUACAGCAAUUAACUAUAGACAAGUUUAUUCUUGCCAAGCAACGACUUUCAGAGUAAGGAAAGAUAUCGACCAACACGAUGACCCUUAAGACCGACCAGAUAAACCUCACUUCCAUCAGCCAUCGUUGGCGGUAGAAGACUCCCGUCUACUCUGGGGUACAUAAUUCGGUUUCGAUUAUACUCUAGUGCGAGCGUGUUCGUCUGGGUGCAGAAAAACCACGACAAGAAUCUCAGCAGUGUAUUUCAAGAACUAGAGAGUCUCCUUAUGGAAAUGAUCCACUCAACCUGAAAGACUGGGACUAUGGGCAGAAUACUGAAGGAUAGCUUAAGUGGUCUCCAACCACCUUCCUGCUGCCUACUGUUACUAAACAGCCUAGUCUGGACAUCUACCCAUUUGCGUAAGAAGUUGAGAAAACCAUAACAUGUCACAACCGGGAAACCACCGGUCCACGAUUUACUUCUGGAGACGGCUGUCCGGUUUUAGCAGAUAGACUGAUACUACUCAAAACCAGGAAAAUAAACACAAUUAUACUCGACUAAUGUUGAUCUCAAUUUACAAGACAAGAAUCCCAUUGAGCUAACCACAGAGGAAUCAGUUUACCUAAUAGUGUCUACAAUAUUAGCCUCACUAAUGACCCAGCGCUCAAAUAGGGCUCAUAAAUAGAACAAAAAAAGUUAAUUUUAGACUCAAAAAUCGACACCAAAUAUUCGCCCUUUCUCAGGUCCUGAAAUACAGACAUAACCACCGCCAAACAGCCAUACCUGUAUUUACCGACCCGAAGACGUUUAACUAUUUAGAUCGACAGUUUCACGUCAAUUCCUGUCAUUAAAAAACAUAACAAGAAAGUCCACUAACCUUGCACAUGCUCUACUCGAACACCACUAAUCAAAUCAGAGCUCAUCGUAAACUGUCAUUGAACUUGACGAAUUCAACCGGUGUUCGUCAAACUUGUUAAUGUUCCCUAUCUCAAUUCAAGUUUACUGUAAAUAUGCUUUUAGAAGUACCACAUUUAUCAUCCAUAUCAGGAAUCGAUCUCCUACCAGGAGGUUCACUCAUUGACUCCGAAUACACAUACGAGAUAGUUCAGGUCGCUAUAAGCAACAAAGGGAACAGAUUUAGUACGCAUUUCUCUCCCUCCAAAUGCAAGAUUUUGCUUCAAGACAGGUUUUAUGACGAAACCCACUUCCCAUUUUGACGCAGGAUGAUGGGUGUAGUAGGCUGGAAUAAGGCUAGGGGUGAUUAAGCCUUAGUGUUACAUUAAUCCAUGGAGACAGACUACGGGACUGAGUUAUGUCAGUAGGUAUAGACUACCUGGUUUUGACCUACGCAAUUAUUGUAAGCAAUGAUGCGACUAUUUGUCAUGGAUGAGUCAUCCACAUUGAUGCGUGUGCACUUCUACCAUUCAGUUCGGAAGUUCAUAUUUCCCUUAUGUACACCACUUAUCAUAACUUGUCUACUGAGGUGUGAUGGCUUGGACCGAUUUACAGAAGCGGCAGGCUGUAUAUAAAACUUGAAUAUUGGAUACGCUUACAUCAACGUAAAUGUAUGACAUCGGUCGGAGUAGCACGUAACUAUAUCACAAUAAAUCUAAGCGGCGAUUAUUUAGAAGUGGUGAAUCUCAAUAUUUGGAUCAGAUGCAACUGGAAAUAUUGAACUCAUUCUUGCAAAUUAUAAAUUAAUCGAUCUCUUUUCCAGUUCAUAAGUAUUAGGCGACUAGAUACUGAAAU